AUGGAUUUUAAUGAAUGUUUCAUUCAUCCAAAGUCAUUCUCUUUAGACCCUAACAUUUAUACAGAACUUGUAGAACAUUAUACAAACGAGGCUUUAUGUUUUCCUGUUAAAGUUAUGGAUUGGAUUCCUAUGGACGGUUCAUUCUCAAAGAAUACAGAUAGUUCAAGUGCAACAUUUACAGCAGCUUAUACGCCUAUUAAUGUUAAAAGUAUUUGGGCACUAUUUAGAAAGAAAGACAACUAUUAUGUUAAUUUUGAGAACCCUAAGUUUAAAUAUCUUCAGCUUUCCAUGGGAGCUUAUGGAAAUAUGCCUGCAGAACCUGAAAAAUCAUAUGGACCUGUAUUUUAUGAAAUGGUUGCGAACGCUUGCAAUACAAACAAUGAUAUGAUAGGAUUUAAUGAAGAUGUUAUGAGGUCAUUGGUGGAUGAUGGUAGUGUGGAACAUAAAUGGGAUAGCUAUGACAACACACAUUUCUUAUGUGGUUUUCCAACAGAAGUGGACUUUUGCUUCCAGCAAGGUCAAACAUCUACUGCUCCAAUAACAUACAAAUUGUCUGUUAAAGGACCUAUUGAACUAGCAACUGAAAACGUACCAAAGCCACUUAUUGGAUUUAUGAGGGAUUGUUGCUUUGCCAUUCAGGUGCGUGCUAAUGGAAUCCCAAUAAUAAGAUUAGAUGACUAUAACUUAGCUACGGACGACGGUGAGGAAUAA
Trichomonas vaginalis G3 is the source of this 711-nucleotide messenger RNA. RefSeq lists its product as uncharacterized. The record is from RefSeq and is a predicted model, not a curated record. NCBI's taxonomy places the organism in Eukaryota, Parabasalia, Trichomonadida, Trichomonadidae. Bases 1 to 711 code for a protein of 236 amino acids. The transcript has a single exon.